Molecule: messenger RNA, 438 nt
Organism: Lactuca virosa
Lineage: Eukaryota; Viridiplantae; Streptophyta; Magnoliopsida; Asterales; Asteraceae
Source: the annotation of a GenBank genome assembly
AUGUUGGGAGCUAAUUCUCAGGAAUCUGGAACCCAGAUGAUGGUUUAUGAAUUUGGAAUAUUCAGCACAAGAAACCGGCAGUUUUUUUCAUGUGGCAUUGUAUUGUAUCCAUAUCAUCGUAAAUUCGUUACGGACGGCCCCAACUUUCAAGCACCAAAGGAAAAAGGUUGGUUCAGAGCUUUCUCCCCAAGAAAUCCUGGCAUAAUUGGUCGUGCAAAUGAGGGUAAGGGGGAAUCUUCACGGUCUCAUCCUUCAGAUGAAAUGAAUUGAGAAGGAGAUGCUACUUCCUCAUAAUUUGAACUGAAAUCUUGGUUAGCCUAAUGUUAUUGCAAACUCAGUCAUGUGCAAAAUUUAACACAUUUGGAAUUGUAUAGUUAUCAAAAUUAAACACUUUUCGAAUUGUGUGCUACUUCCUCAUAAUUUGAACUAAAAUCUGGG